AGCAAAGCGAGAGGAGGGGACAAAAGGUCACAGAAAACGAAAACUCAAGAACCCGAGCCGCGCUCUCGUUCUUUUUUUUUUUACCUUUCCCCUUUAUCUUUUCUCUCGCUGCCGAGAAAAUUCGCCGACGCUUCCCGGAAAUUUCUCAGUAGCCAAACAACAAAAGCUGCAGCAGCAGGAAGCUCAGGAGGUUGGGAGAGGGUGGAAUUUCAAUUUUCUACCUCCAAAGCAGCCAAGCACGCGACGGGGUAAAGGAUGCAGCAACCCAGGUCGUAUUUGGACAGGCCGAAUGGCAAGCGCGGGCUCGAACCGAGCUCUGCGGACGAAGGUGGCCAGCCCGAUAAGAAACGACCCGCUUUAGCCAGUGUGAUCGUUGAGGCUCUUAAGGUGGAUAGUCUGCAGAAGCUCUGCUCAUCAUUGGAGCCUAUUCUUCGGAGAGUGGUAAGAAAAUUUGAACGCUGUGGACGUUUUUCUUUAUUUUCAUUGGAGUAGCACUCAUAGAUAUUUAGCAUCCUUGGAAGCCUGAGCUGUCUUCUUUGAGCUCUCUUGUCGCGAAGGCGAAUGGAGAUGUCGGGUUGUUGUAACUGGCUGCUGUUUGGUGCCAAACAGGUCAGCGAAGAAGUCGAGCGUGCAUUAGCAAAAUUAGGUCCUGCCAAACUUACUCCAAGGUCUUCUCCUAAAUUCAUCCAAGGGCCUGAUGGCAGAAACUUGCAGCUGCAUUUCAGGUCAAGAUUGUCCCUUCCUCUGUUCACCGGUGGGAAAGUUGAGGGUGAACACGCCACUGCAAUCCAUGUUGUGUUGAUCGACACAAACUCGGGCCAUGUGGUUACAUCAGGUCCGGAAUCUUCGGUUAAAUUGGAGGUAGUUGUUCUUGAAGGUGAUUUCAAUAAUGAAGAUGACGACACUUGGACUAUUGAAGAGUUCGAGUCUCAUGUGGUUAAAGAACGUGAAGGGAAAAGGCCGCUUCUUACGGGGGAUCUACAGGUGGUUCUGAAAGAAGGUGUAGGAACUCUUGGUGAUCUGACUUUUACUGACAACUCGAGCUGGAUUAGGAGCCGAAAAUUCAGGCUCGGUCUGAAGGUUGCUUCAGGAUGUUGUGAAGGCGUUCGAAUUCGCGAAGCAAAGACAGAUGCAUUCACUGUCAAGGACCACAGAGGAGAACUAUACAAGAAACACUACCCGCCUGCUCUGAAUGAUGAAGUUUGGCGAUUGGAGAAGAUUGGUAAAGAUGGGUCAUUUCAUAAGAGAUUGAACAAAAAUGGAAUAUACACAGUGGAAGAUUUCCUCCGUCUGGUGGUUAGGGACUCACAAAAAUUGCGCAAUAUUCUUGGAAGUGGCAUGUCCAAUAAGAUGUGGGAUGUUCUGAUAGAGCAUGCCAAGACUUGUGUCCUCGGCGGAAAAGUUUAUGUCUAUUAUCCUGAAGAUGCACAGAAUGUUGGUGUAGUUUUCAACAAUAUCUAUGAGUUAAGUGGGUUGAUUGCUGAUGGACAGUUCCGUGCUGCUGACUCUCUUUCUGACAAUCAGAAGGUCUAUGUGGAUGGCCUAGUCAAAAGCGCGUACGACAAUUGGACACAUGUAAUUGAGUAUGAUGGAAAAUCCUUCAUGGAUUUUAAUUCAAACGAGAGCACAAUUACGUCUCAAGGCGAAGUGGAAAACAGUCCUCAAGAUCUUUUGGGAUCAUAUAGCCAUCAGCAUGGAAUACCAAGCCUACUGAUUCCAGGCGCUCCACCACCCGAGCAGCCUCCUCUUGCUACUGGCCCAACUAUUGCAGGAUACAGUAACGAUAUGUCAUCAAGAUUCUCAAACCAAUCACACAAUGAGAACCUCAACACGCCAUUUCUGUUUGAUCCCAAUCCGCAACAGCAGCCUCUACAGCAGCAACUAUUGGUUGGGACGUCACAUGAACAGCAGUAUCCAAGAAGUGACAAUUUGCUAGCUCUCGGCCCGCCUCAAACCUCUACGUCUGACUUCCAUAACACCGGACUGUCAGCAAACCUCACCUCACACAGAGGAGUCGCCGUCGAUGACUUCUUCACCGAAGAGGAGAUUCGGUUGAGAAGCCAUGAGAUGCUUGAGAACGACGACAUGCAGAACCUCCUUCGAAUGUUCAACAUGGGUGGAGGAGGUCAUGGUUUCAACGGAUCCUUUGGUGGUGCUGAAGAUGGAUACCAUCACCAUCCUUACCCGUCGAUGUCGACUCCAUACGCCCCGAAUCCAUCUCCUAAUUAUGGCUUCACCGGCGAUGACCAGUCUCGUUCCUCAGGCAAAGCUGUGGUCGGCUGGCUGAAGCUGAAAGCAGCUUUGAGAUGGGGCAUCUUUGUAAGGAAGAAGGCUGCUGAACGGCGUGCUCAGCUUGUCGAACUAGAUGAUCCUUAGGGAUGGGGGACAAAUCUUGGUUUCACUCACUUCGGUUAUCCUUCCUCAUAGCGGUUAGUGUAAGGAUGUCCUUGCGCAUUCUAAGUCGUCCAAUCGAGAAUCGGACCCAACUGCGAUUCACGUGGAAAACGAAUGCACCACAGCUACUUAUUUUUUCACAGCCAUUCGAUUCUCGAUCGAAUGACUGAGGACAUCCGAGGACGAUUCUUAUGCUUACUCUUCUGUGGAGAAUAGCUGAAUUUGGUCUGGUCUUUGUUUUUUGUCUGUACAGCAAGUAGAGCCUCUAAAACUGCCGCGAUAUAGUUGGAAAAAUCAACUAAAAUUGUGGAGAGCUAUGUUGUUUCUCCAGCUGCAGUGAAAAGGGCUAGUGAAGUGUGCUUUUUGUAUUUGGCUUUGGUUUCUUCAGCAUUCCUUAUAACAAUGAUUUCUCCCGUCCAGUAGCAUGAUGUGGAAUGCGAACUCUUUAGUACUUUUUAUUGAUUUCUAAUUUUGCUACGAUUUUCUGGACC
Molecule: messenger RNA, 2885 nt
Organism: Linum tenue
Lineage: Eukaryota; Viridiplantae; Streptophyta; Magnoliopsida; Malpighiales; Linaceae
Source: the annotation of a GenBank genome assembly